Danaus plexippus (monarch butterfly) is the source of this 2413-nucleotide messenger RNA. RefSeq lists its product as uncharacterized. Gene Ontology annotation, cellular component: cytoplasm. The transcript has 9 exons. NCBI's taxonomy places the organism in Eukaryota, Metazoa, Arthropoda, Insecta, Lepidoptera, Nymphalidae. The record is from RefSeq and is a predicted model, not a curated record. Bases 1 to 2286 code for a protein of 761 amino acids. Gene Ontology annotation, molecular function: mannosyl-glycoprotein endo-beta-N-acetylglucosaminidase activity. Gene Ontology annotation, biological process: protein deglycosylation.
AUGGCGCACAAGAAAAUGGGAACCCGAAACGAAUUAACCUGUAGACCGCUCGAUUCAUUGGAAGAAAUUCAGUCAUUUUUACAAAAUCCACCUGCGUGGAGGACUUUAUGCACAGAUUUAGUUCCUCACAGUGAGAGUGUAGUGAGAAACAUAAAAAUAAAUCCGUUUUUCGGUGAAAAUAUACUCGAAACUCCACAAACGUUCUGUCAUUAUGAUCCGGAAGCGCAAGAAGUCGAGCGCGAGGAACGUCGACGACUACCAAAGACACUGGUUUGCCAUGAUAUGGCUAAUGGCUACCACGACGACAGUUUCAUCGAUGGCACCGGUAACUACACCGCCUAUACGUUCUACAACUGGGGCGGCAUCGACAUAUUCUGUUAUUUCAGCCACCACUUCAUCACCAUCCCUCCCCUGGGCUGGAUCAACGUCGCCCACGCGCACGGGGUUCAAAUUAUCGGUACCGUUAUAACGGAGUGGGCGGACGGGGUGGCGAUGUGGGAGAAGCUGCUGUCGUCGGAGUCCGAGUGGCAGGACUUCGCCAGCAUGCUGGUCGCCAUCGCUAAGACCUUGAAGUUUGACGGAUGGCUGCUAAAUAUAGAGAACAAGGUGUCGGACCCUCGCUCGUUGGUCCAGUUCGUCCAUCACCUGCACACCGCCCUCCACCAGGAGUUGCCGCACGCGGUGCUUCUGUGGUACGACAGUGUCACCGUCGACGGUCAUCUCUACUGGCAGAACGCUCUCAACGAGAAGAACAGGGCGUUCUUCGAUGUUACGGACGGUCUGUUCACGAACUACUCGUGGAGCGCGGCCGACGUGUCGUCCAGCGUGCUAGAGGCCGGCGACCGCCUCACCGACCUCUACAUAGGGAUCGACGUCUGGGGACGGAACUUCUACGGCGGCGGGCAGUUCAACACGCAGCAGGCGAUCCAGGUGGCGUUCCAUCAAGGUUGUUCGUUAGCGAUAUUCGCCCCGGCCUGGACGUACGAGGCCCUCACCAACGACAAGGACAACCUCAACUGGGUGACGGACGGCGAGGAGCUGGACGGCUACGACAGUUUCCUGCUCCGAGACCGCGCGCUCUGGACCAGCUUGUGGCCCUUCCUGAACACGAAGCUGCCGUGCCGGUUGCCAUUCCAGACGUCCUGGUGUCGCGGCCAGGGGACGAGGAGAAGAAUCUAUGGAGAAGUCAUAUGUCCAGUGCCUUGGUACAACCUGCGACACAUGCACUAUCAGCCCAACUCGACCCUCGGACCCCACGGGUACUUACUGUCGACACAGGACAACAUCAAUCGCCUCUCCAACUUGGGGUUGCUGAAGAACAGGGAGGGCAUCCUCAGAUACAGGAAGUCCUUGGAACAGAGCAAGAUGGAGCUGGAGACAAACCCCGGCGACGUCGCCAUGAACAUAAAGGAAGACAGCUUUACGCGUCUGGACUCGGGUUCACACAGGGAGGUGGUGGUCGACAAGGAUAGUGACACGAGCACGGUGAGGACUACGGUCAGGACGAAGGUGAAGAACGCACUGAGGAACCUGUUCAAGAUCAGAACGAGCAGAGUCGACAAAAACGGAAGCGACCACGUGAGCCAGGCGAGCGACAGGACGGACGAGGCGGCGCGGGAGGCGGAGGAGUACCAGUCCUCGGGGAAGUCCAUGGUGAGGAUGUCGCUGAACCUGAGUCUGGGCCGGACCACCAAGACCAGGUACUGUCUGGGCUACGUGUCCAUGGAGCGCGAGUGUUUCGAGACCUACUACGAGGACAGCUUCAUAGGCGGCUCGUGUCUGAUGGUGCACCCGGCAGACGACGAGUACGAGGCACAGCGCACGUCCCGGCUCUUACACUGCGACUUCCGGUGUGACGACACGCUGGUCGUGUGCGUGGUCACCAAGACCCUGGACGAGCACGACGACCAGUUCCUCAACAUCAGACUGAGCGUGUCGGACUGCGGAGGCUGCGAGAAGGUGGUGCUGGUGGGGAGGAGCCUCCCCAGCGGAGGGGAGGAGCCAUCCGGCACCGAGCUGGAACAUGUGUUCCCCGUCAACGACGAAGACGACUUCCCCGAGCUACAGAAGUAUCUGGUGCUGAACGAGCCCGGGUUCUACGUACCCGUCGUCAACCCGUACGGGUGGCAGGUCAGAUAUUACCGCGUCCGUGUCCCGGGAUGCCGCGUGCUGGCCGUCAGCUGUCGGACGGGCCUGCCCCUGGGGCCGGUGCUGCUGGGACACCUGGGACUCUGUAGCAUCAGAGAUACACACGCCGACGAUGCACAAACCAACGUCGCCAGCUAGCGCGCUCGGGCGACGGACUCGCGCGUACUGGUUGUAUUCAUACAUGUUAUAUUACCUCGGAUGUAGCGCUUUGUAUACAAAUAAAGUUAAUUGGAAAAAAAAUAUCAUGGCGAGAAUAUAAAAAGUA